GUUUUCACCCCGGAAGCUUUACCUUUCUCCUGACACGUAGCAACCGCAACCAAGUUGGCAGGACUCUGGGUAGAUUUGUCAAACAACACAGACUGAAAGAUGUCAGGGUUUGACAGUUUUAACACAGACUUUUACCAGUCCAGCUACAGUGUAGAUGACCAAAACCAGGCAGCCUAUGGCUACAGCAACACUGAAAACCCCUACAACAAGCAAUACGCUGGUCAGUAUGACUACUCCCAGCCCAUGGCUUACUCCUCCCCAGGGAUGAUGCCGCCCCAGCAGCCAUACACAGGACAGAUCUUUCAGCCCACACAGACCUACACCCCAUCACCAGCACAAUCCAUGUAUAGCAGCAGCUUCGAUGACGAGCCGCCACUGUUAGAAGAAUUAGGGAUCAACUUCGACCACAUCUGGCAGAAGACUCUGACGGUGCUCCAUCCAUUGAAGGCAGCAGACGGCAGUAUCAUGAAUGAGACAGACCUGGCUGGCCCCAUGGUCUUCUGUUUGGCAUUCGGAGCGACACUUCUCCUGACAGGUAAGAUCCAGUUUGGCUACGUGUACGGUAUCAGUGCAAUCGGCUGCCUCGGCAUGUACUGCCUCCUCAACCUAAUGAGUAUGACGGGCGUCUCGUUUGGCUGUGUGGCCAGCGUGCUGGGAUACUGUCUCCUCCCCAUGAUCCUCCUCUCCAGCUUUGGAGUCCUCCUCUCUUUACAGGGCAUGAUUGGAAUUAUACUAACGGCAACAAUCAUUGGCUGGUGCAGUUUCUCGGCCUCAAAGAUCUUCAUCUCGGCAUUGGCCAUGGAUGGGCAGCAGCUGUUGGUUGCUUACCCGUGCGCUCUCUUGUAUGGGGUCUUUGCACUCAUUUCUGUAUUCUAAACAAAGUCAUUGUGUAAGAGUUUGAAAUAACCACUCCCCAGUUUCUGUAAUUUCAGUGUAAUUAGUCGUCAGUGUAAUUAGUGUAACUAUUGGCCAAUUACACUGUUACACUGCAGAAAAAUGGGAGUUCCUGUCUAAAACAGCACCAAGGUAUUUUUUUUUCUUUUAUAAACAAGCCUCCGCCUCUCACUACAUUCCGACUUGACCAUCUGCAGGGUGGAGUGUAUUGUCUCUCUCAUGUCUUCUCUCCACUUUGUUCCCCUCACACAUCUUAAAGGAGAGGACUGUCAAAUAAACCUGGUGAAAAAUAACUCUCCUGUGGACCACGUUGAGCCUCGAACGACCUGGUGCAGUCCUAUGAUUUUAAGGACAUCAAGGGGGAAGGAAGUGAGCAAUUAGUUCACACACUUGAAACCAGAGAAGACAAUUUAAUUUGGACACAGAUGGGAAAAGGUUAUCAAUUUUCUCAAGAUGGACUGAUAACCAACCCUCCGCAAACCCUGCAGGCUAAUUUGGAGCCAGUGGAAACAUCAUGAUUUUCGCAAAAGCUGUUGUUGGUUCUGGCAAACCCAGUGAUUCUACAGCUGCGAGACUAAGGGAAACGCCCAUUUUCCUUCUGCACAAGACUACAGUAGCUCAUUCUGUUUUUCCACCCUAGAAAAGGUGGAGAAAAAUAGGGGAUCUUCUUCUUUUCUCCGGGACUGAGGAGUCAUGAAUUUUAUCAUUUGCUCAUCACAGCAGCGAUCCGAUCUUUGAUGUAAAAACAGCUGCUCUGCUCUAUCUUAUGUAUUGUUUCAUUAUAUUCUCUUGAGAUUCGUUUGAGUUUUGAUGAAAACACAGUUUGCACAAAAGCAUUGUUUUAAUUUUCAAAACCAAACAAAUCUGAUUGGAUAUUGAGAAUUAAGAGUGUGAGAGAUACUGUAUAUUUCUAGGUACAGACACGUCUCCAUAGGUUGUUGAUACAGUUUGCAUCCUUACAUCUUUAUUUUAGAGUCAGCUCACUUUGUAUGCUCUGAUGUGUCAUCUGUUGUUCAUGUCUUCUCAUGCACAUUAAAGUUGUCUUUGAAAGUUA
Epinephelus moara (kelp grouper) is the source of this 1948-nucleotide messenger RNA. RefSeq names its product Yip1 domain family, member 5 (gene yipf5). Gene Ontology annotation, biological process: endoplasmic reticulum to Golgi vesicle-mediated transport; vesicle fusion with Golgi apparatus; regulation of ER to Golgi vesicle-mediated transport. Gene Ontology annotation, cellular component: trans-Golgi network; membrane. The coding region runs from base 100 to 876 and encodes 258 amino acids. The record is from RefSeq and is a predicted model, not a curated record. NCBI's taxonomy places the organism in Eukaryota, Metazoa, Chordata, Actinopteri, Perciformes, Serranidae. The transcript is spliced from 6 exons.